Entamoeba nuttalli P19 is the source of this 4158-nucleotide messenger RNA. RefSeq names its product DNA polymerase zeta catalytic subunit, putative. Gene Ontology annotation, biological process: error-prone translesion synthesis; double-strand break repair via homologous recombination. The record is from RefSeq and is a predicted model, not a curated record. Gene Ontology annotation, molecular function: DNA-directed DNA polymerase activity; DNA binding; nucleotide binding. Gene Ontology annotation, cellular component: nucleus; zeta DNA polymerase complex. NCBI's taxonomy places the organism in Eukaryota, Evosea, Mastigamoebida, Endamoebidae. Bases 1 to 4158 code for a protein of 1385 amino acids. The transcript has 2 exons.
AUGGUUGUUUGUACAAUUGAAAAUCUUGUGUUUCAAUGUGAAAUUAAAAAAGAAAUAAAUGAAAAUAAAUGCGAACAACUUGUAUAUUCAUUUGGUCAUCAAGAAGAUGGAAAUACAUGUUGUAUUAUUUUUUAUGGUUGGAGAUCACAUCUUGACAUUGAUUUAACUGAAUUGAAUAAGAGGAUUAAUGAACCAAUUGGGGAUGUGUUUAUUGAUCUUGUUGAAACUAUAAAUGAAGUAAUUAAUGAACAAAGACCCAAAGAAAAACAGUACAGAAUUAUCGACCAUUUAGAAGUUAUUGAAGGGAUUCCAUUUGUUGGAUACCAUACUAGGAGACAUACCUUUGGAAGAGUUUGGUUAAAAAAUCAUAAAGACAUCAACCAAGUAAGGAAAAUUUGUAAUGAGAUGGAUAUAAAUAUAUAUGAGGCACAUCUUAGCCCUGACAUUAUGUUUAUGACUGAUUUAGGAUUAAGAACAAUGGUAUUUGUUCAUUUUAAUGCUUUAAUAUCAGACUAUAGAAAAACUAAAUGUAAACAUGAAUAUUAUAUUGAUUGUAAAGUAUUAAGUCCAAAUGAGUUUGCUUCAGAAACAAAAGAUGGACUGAGAAAUGGAAAUCUUAGAGUCUAUUGGGGAACAUCUCCUUUUGUUAAUUGUGAAGAAGGAGGAACUAAAACUGAAUCAUUUUCAGAGAAUGGUAAAAUUCUUAUUGAUAAAUGGAUUACUCAAAUGACUUUUCAAGAAUAUAAUGAUAAGUUGGUUCUUGAUAUUGAUAGACUUCAAAAAAUAGUAGAAAAGUAUAAUUUGAGUCCAGGGAGAGGUAUUAGAGAAAAUACUCAAUUUCAAACACAAAUGAUGACACAAAUCAGUCAGAUGAAUAUUAACAAGAUUUUUGAAAAGGAGAUAUAUGAUUGGAAUGAAGAAAUAGAAGUUGAUAGUUUUAAUGAAGAGGUUGAAGUCACACAAGAAUUAAUCAACAAAAAUGAAAAAUUUUCUAGUCUUCAAAUAAAUGAAAAAGAAAAGAAGGAAAUUACUUUUAAACAAUCAAGUGAGGAUGACAGUACAAUGGAAUGUGAAGAACAAGAUAAGGCUAAUGGGUUUGGAGAUUUGGAAAUAGAGUUAGAUGGUUCUAUACAGUUUCAUCAAAGCUUAGAUGAAAGUAUAGACUCUUCAGAGAGAAUGGAAAUAGAAGAAGUAGAAGAUGAGAAUCAAAAUUCAGGAAUAGAGUUAUUAAGUCAAAUUUCAUGCACCAACUUUCAGAUACAAAGAAAUAAUAAUAAAAUUUUCACUCAAACCUUACAAAAUAAGGGACAUAUUUUUUUUGAUGAAAACAAAAGUAUAGAAGAAUCAGUUCAACAAGGAAAUAAAACACUUCAAAUAAAUUUAUUAGAGAAGGGUAGUCGAAUAAUAAAUCAAGAAGUUUUAUUUGAAGAAAAUAAACCAAAGUCAUCCGAUACAUUAGAAAUAAAUUAUAAGACAAAUGAAAAUGUUAUUGUCUUUGAUAGUCCACCAAGUUUAUUUGAAAUACAACAAGAAAUAAAACACUAUAAAAUAAAUAUAUGUCACGAAGGUAUUAUUAUUCCAAAAAUAAAUGAAAUAAUUGAAUCAACUUAUCCAAUUCAUUGUAUAUGUACAAUCCCACCACCAUCAUUCAUGGACGUAAUUCAAAGUUUAAAAACUCAAAAAAAUGAUAAUGAAUAUAUUGUAAAUCAAGAAAAGAAAUUAAAUGAUCCUUAUUCAUAUUUUAUGAUAAAUAGAAUUAAUAAUCCUUUAAUAAGUAAGAACAGUUGUAUAAUUAGUAUUCAAUUAUUAUUUCAUCGAUUUGAUGAAUCAACAGGAAAAUAUCAAAAUUCCAAACAUGACUCUGUUGAAGGAAUAAUUGUUUACCAAUCAUUUAGAAGUAAGACUUUAUUUUAUCUUAUUCACACUAAUUUAGAAGCUAUUAAAUAUCUUCAUAAAACUUAUAAAACACUUAAAACAAUUGAUAUUAUUUGUCAUAAUGAAUUAUCGCUUUUCAUUUCAUUGAUUAAAAUAAUUAAUGAUGAAGACGCAGAUAUGAUAAUGGCAGAAGAUUGUUCAUUUACUAUCCAAUUCAUUAAUGAAAGGUAUAAACUUUAUAAACAAGGAAGUUUUAAUGAUAAAAUUAAUAGAUUACAAAAUGGAAAAGGGAUAAAAGGAAGAUUAGUACUAGACAUCUGGCACAUUUAUAAGGAAUGUAGUAAAUUUUCCAAUUAUGAAACUGACUAUAUUGCUAAGCAAGUAUUUAAUGUGUCAUUACCAAAUGUUAAUUAUUUAUGUUAUAAUGCACCAGAACAAUUAUUAAGUUCCUUUUUAAGGUUUCACUGUUGUCUAUUAUUAUUAGACUAUUUUGGUUAUAUAAACCGAAUUCAAGAAUUUGCACAGUUUCAUGCUUGUCCUCUUAAAGGGGAAAUAGAACGAGGUUCACAAUAUAAGGUUGAGUGUUGUUUAAAAAGGGUGAGUAAGAGUGAAUUUAAGUUAUUUUCACCAAGUGAUAAUCAACUAAAUUCUAGUAGAGCAACGGACUGUGUUGCAUUAGUAAUGGAGCCACAGUCUGGGUUUCAUAGUAAUCCUGUUAUUGUACUAGAUUUUCUUUCUAUGUACCCAACAACAGCAAUAGCUUAUAACAUAUGUUAUUCUACGUGUCUAGGAUAUGUAGAUGAUAUUAGUACUGAAAGAAAAAUUGGACCAAUGACAUACUCUUUUGAAAAAGAAAAUUUAAAUACUCUUAAGGGUAAUAUUCAUGUUGUAGCGAAUGGAAUAAUGUUUGUAGAUGCAUGUGUUAGAAAAGGGAUAUUACCUAUUAUGCUUGAAGAAAUGUUAUCAACAAGACAACACAUUAAAGAAAGAAUGAAGAUGUUUACAAAAGGGAGUGAAGCAUAUAAAAAAUGUUUUCUUCAACAAUUAGCACUAAAAUUGUUAUGUAAUGUUGUUUAUGGAUAUACAGGCGCUGGGCUAUCUGGGAGAAUGCCUUGUAAUGAAAUUGCAGAUGCUAUUGUUGAAACAGCUCGGCAAACACUAGAAAAAGCCAUCAAUUUUGCUGAAAGAAAGUUUGGAGGAAAAGUAAUAUACUCAGACACUGAUAGUUUGUUUGUAGAAAUGGAAGGUAAGACAAUAGAAGAAUCCUUUGAAGUUGGAAAACAAUUAUGUGAAGAAUUUAAUAAAACUAUUCCGCCUCCAAUGAAACUUCAAUUAGAAAAAGUGUAUUGGCCCCUUGUUACUGUUACAAAAAAAAGAUACUUUGGAAUGAAGUAUGAAAAAUGUGAAACAAAACCAACUCUCGAAGCUAAAGGUCUUGAGGCUGUAAGAAAAGACAGUUGUAGAGUUGUAAGAGGGAUGAUGUCAUCUGUGAUGAAAUAUUUAUUAAAUAAAGAUAUUGAAGGAAUGAAACAAUACUUAGAAAUCAACUGGGAAAUGAUCCAAAAGGGAGAAGGAUUUAUUGAUGACUUUAUAAUUAGUAGACCAUAUAGAAGGCAUUAUGCUGAAGGAAGAAAACCACCAAUUGGAGCAAAAGUCAUUUUAAAAGAAAGAGAAAAAGAUAAUACUUUCUAUUUUCAGUAUGGACAAAGAGUUAAAUAUGUUGUUGUUAGGACAUCAUCUGGAAAAUUAUGUGAUAGCGCUGUAAGCCCACAAUUUGCUGCGUCAGAACAAAUGGUUAUUGAUAGUGAUUAUUAUAUUAAUAAACAAAUUAAUAAUUCAUUACAAAGAAUUUUAUUACCUUGUGGUAUUGACAUUAAUAAAUGGUAUAAUACUUCAUUAACCACAAUCCUUUUUGAAGGAAGAAAAGAUAAGAAAAUAAGAUUAGAAGAUUAUUAUUUAAUCCAUAAAUGCAUCAGGUGUAAUAAAAAAAUUAUAGGAGAAAGUUAUUUAUGUAAAACAUGUUCAUAUGAUAAAAGAAUUGUAAUUGCUGAAUGUCAAUUACAUAUCAAAGAGAUGGAACAAAGACUAAUAGAUAUGAAAAAGAGAUGUUUGUAUUGCCAAUUACAAUAUCCUUUUGAAUGUAUAUCAACACAAUGUCCUAUUUCAUUUAAAAUUAUCAAAGAAGAAAGUGAGUAUAGAAAUUUUCUAAAAGAUGUAAUGAAGAAUAAUGAAACAACUAUAAUUAGUGACUAUGAAAUGGAACAAGAUGAUAUGGUUAUAUAA